Messenger RNA from Durusdinium trenchii, 1545 nucleotides. Lineage: Eukaryota; Dinophyceae; Suessiales; Symbiodiniaceae. The record is from the annotation of a GenBank genome assembly.
AUGCUGACGGCUGUGGAGUUCUUUGAGUUCGUCUUGCUGCUGCUGGCUUUGUGUCAGCUACAAGGUGUACCGUGGGAUUACUUGCUCAAUGAGUUGGUCUUCUUGCGUCAACUGACUCCGCUGCUGAUGUUGGACAAUCUCCAUGAAGAUCUCGAGACCAUAGUGUAUGCGGACGGCUGUCGCGCUUGGCGCAAAGCUGCAGACGAUGCUGGGUUUGAUUUCCAAGAAGCCAAGUUGCUCGAACUGCUGGUGGCAGCCUCACCGGAGCGGCAGAAGGAGGACACCUCGGCGGAGCAGCUCCGUCGCUCGAUGGCCGUCGUGCAGGAGCUCCUUGGGGAAGCGGAGCGCCUCACUGGACGCACGGCGGAGCAGCUGCAGCGUAGCCUGAAGGCGGACGUCGAGCGUGGCAGGAGGUCCUUCCAGUUGGGUACUGGAGUGGGGUCCGUUCGUUCAGGCGAGCGUGGCGGAGCCCGAGCUCCGGAUGUGACCGGCAACCGCGUCGGAGGGGAAACAGGCGGUGGCGCCCCCCUGCCUGAGCAGUUGCGCGCCGUGCCCCAAUUCCGCGCCGAGCAUGGGCUGCCCAGUGAUCGCCGAACGUCGAACGAGAAGGGGCGGUUGAAGGUCAAGGCGUGCGACGUGGUUUCAGCGGGUGGCUUCAUGGGGCGCUUCCUGUGCUUCCACGGCAAGGGCAGUUCGGGCGCUCUCUUACGUGAGCGGCUCUCACCCCUGGCGAGGGAGGUGGACUUGGUUUGUGUGGAUGCUCCACAUCGCUUGGGCGAUGGCUAUGCCUGGUGGCAUUUGCCGCCCGGGGAGCGUUCCUUUACCACCCCAGUCUUUGAUGGCUGGGCUGAGACCGUGGAGUAUGUCCGCAAAGUUUGGGCCGAGCAGGGCCCUUUUGAUGGUAUGCUGGGCUUCUCCCAAGGCGCAAUUCUGAUCGCUGCACUGGUGGCUUUGGGCGAGCUGCGUCCUGGGCAGCCGCUGGCCUCAUGUCGUCGCUUGGUGCUCUGUGGCGCUGCCUUGCCGGGGCCGUUCCGCUCUGAGUUGGCAGAUUUGCGUGCAAAGCCUUGCCAUGGCAUCUCAGCGCUCCACACCAUCGGUCGCCAGGAUGACAUCAACCCACCGGAGCAGGCGCGCGAGGUGGCGGCGGCUGUCGGGGGGGAGAUCUUUGAGUUUGAGGGCACGCACGAGGUGCCCAUGGACGAGGCGGCCAUGAGCGCUUAUCGCCGCUUGCUGGGAGGAGCGGCGCUCUACGUCUAUCGACAUGUUCAGUGCCGCGACUUGGCUCCGAUCCUGGGCGAUGUGCUGCGGAAGCGCCGCUGCCCUGAAGUUCUCGUGGACUACUCAUGUGGCCAUAGCUGUCAGCCCGAGGUCCACUUGCCAGCCUUCCUGGCCGACAAGAAGGAUGCACGCAUGGCCUCGAGGGCCCUGCGCUUGGCCGUGAAGAGCGGAGCGGUGCCACCGGGCGAGGAGGGUGUCGUCCGGAUCGAGGCCCAGGGUCGGAGCCGCCGUGGUCGUUACAGUGUGGCAACACCUAGGGGUUCUUAA